Messenger RNA from Anopheles funestus (African malaria mosquito), 810 nucleotides. Its product is annotated as thialysine N-epsilon-acetyltransferase. Gene Ontology annotation, molecular function: N-acetyltransferase activity. The record is from RefSeq and is a predicted model, not a curated record. Bases 148 to 759 code for a protein of 203 amino acids. The transcript is spliced from 3 exons. Lineage: Eukaryota; Metazoa; Arthropoda; Insecta; Diptera; Culicidae.
UGGGCCCAGUUUUGUCGGCAGCUCUUGUGCAGUUCAGUCUUGUGCCGUUCGCAGAAACGGCAGGAUCUGGAGCCGAGUUAGAAAAGGGAUCAACCGGAACGGAAACAUCGAUUCCGUUGCGCUUCCCGUAACUGAAACAGGGACGUAAUGGCAACCCACAAGGAUAAUGGUGCUGUGAUCGUACGGAAGACACAGAAAGGGGAUUUGCCGGAAGUGAUCGCUAUGAUACAGGAGCUGGCUGAGUUCGAGAAGAUGCCUGACGGACCUCAGCUUACCGUUGACGACCUGAUACGGGACGGUGGGUUUGACGAGCAAAGCAUGGCGGACGGUACAGCAGUGUUUCAUAGUUUUGUGCUGGAAGCUCCCGCCGACCCGGAAUGCCUAGCUAAUCAGGAACGGCUAACGUCAAUGCGAACGGUCGAUCCAACAAACGCAAGACCUCUAACCCGGAAAUUGAUUGGAUAUGCUAUCUGCUAUUACUCAUACUCAACAUGGCAAGGAAAAUCGCUCGCACUAGAAGAUAUUUACAUCCGUCCCGCCUACCGUGGCAAUGGUUAUGGGGAAGUAUUCUUUCGAGCGUUGGCAAAACACGCACAGGAGAAUCGCUGCUCGAGACUCGAUUUCCAUGUACUGAGCUGGAAUCCUGCCACCACGUUUUACCGUCGAAUGGGUGCAGUGGAUUUAACUGAAGCCGAAAGUUGGCACUUUUACCGACUGCAAAAGGAUGCGAUUGGAAAACUCGCGCGUAACAACUCGUGACAUCAUUGUGAAGUGAUCAUUUUAUUAAAAGUAUUACUGACUGAAAACAAA